CCGGAGCCGCUGCCACCGCCCCCAGCUCCCCCGCCGCGGGGAGGGCACCAGCCUGCAGCCCAAGGGUCACCUGCACUCAAGAGGACCUAAGUGGGGGCAAGAGGGAAGCUCCACUGAUGUGGAAGCUCCAGUCUUAAUGUGUGUCUAUUUUCCUGAGGCUCAACCUCUCCACCCCUGGAGCUAAGCAACAGGUCACUGCAUCCAGAGGGGCCCAGAAGAGGGAGGAGGCACUGCCUCCACUACAGCAGCUUCAUCCACGAUGCAGAGCAUCAAGUGUGUAGUGGUGGGUGAUGGGGCUGUGGGCAAGACGUGCCUGCUCAUCUGCUACACAACCAACGCCUUCCCUAAGGAGUACAUUCCCACAGUGUUCGACAAUUACAGUGCCCAGAGUGCGGUUGAUGGGCGCACGGUGAACCUGAACCUGUGGGACACUGCGGGCCAGGAGGAGUAUGACCGCCUUCGCACACUUUCAUACCCUCAGACCAACGUCUUUGUCAUCUGUUUCUCCAUUGCCAGUCCUCCCUCCUACGAGAAUGUGCGGCACAAGUGGCAUCCAGAGGUGUGCCACCACUGCCCCGAUGUGCCCAUCCUCCUGGUGGGCACCAAGAAGGACCUGAGAGCCCAGCCUGACACCCUACGGCGCCUCAAGGAGCAGGGCCAGGCGCCCAUCACACCACAGCAGGGCCAGGCACUGGCCAAGCAGAUCCACGCUGUGCGCUACCUCGAGUGCUCAGCCCUGCAGCAGGAUGGCGUCAAGGAAGUGUUUGCUGAGGCUGUCCGGGCUGUGCUCAACCCCACGCCGGUCAAGCGUGGGCGGUCCUGCGUCCUCUUGUGACCCUGGCACUCAGCUUGGAGGCUGCCCCUGCCCUCCCCCACCAGUUGUGCCUUGGCGCCUUGUCUGCCCCCAGCUGUGCCUUAAGGACUAAUUCUGGCACCCCUUUCCAGGGGGCUCCCAGGAUGCCUUCUUCUCUGAAUGCCUUUUUCUCCUUAAGGAGGCCUGCAGAGAAAGGGGCUUUGGGCUCUAUCCCACUCUGCUUGGGAACAUCAGGUACUCUCAUGAGUACACCCAAGCCAAGGUUGGACCCUGCCCCAAGAGUCCAAGCCAGUGCCCCUUUCCCCAUUUUCUGCUACUGACCAGUUCAUCCAGCUUUCCACACAGUUGUUGCUGCCUAUUGUGGUGCUUCCUCUCAGGUUAGGGGCUCUCAGCCAUCUCUAACCUCUGCCCUCACUGCUUAUGAAAUUGUGCCCCCAAGAGGCUCUCUUCCUUCCUCAAGGAAGGAGCCACAGAAUCCUGAGAAGAUGAAUGUGCUCUAACCUGCUCCAAUGUGCCCAGGCCAUAUGCAUCCGCUGACUGACUCAGCUCCCAUGCUCCUGGGGGCCUUUCCUACCCCCAUCAGCAUCAAUAAAACCUCCUGUCUCCAGUG
Messenger RNA from Otolemur garnettii (small-eared galago), 1424 nucleotides. It is a transcript of the gene RHOG, whose product is annotated as ras homolog family member G. Gene Ontology annotation, cellular component: cytoplasmic vesicle; plasma membrane; cell projection. Gene Ontology annotation, biological process: actin filament organization; regulation of cell shape; small GTPase-mediated signal transduction. NCBI's taxonomy places the organism in Eukaryota, Metazoa, Chordata, Mammalia, Primates, Galagidae. The transcript is spliced from 3 exons. The record is from RefSeq and is a predicted model, not a curated record. Gene Ontology annotation, molecular function: GTPase activity; GTP binding; protein kinase binding. The coding region runs from base 260 to 835 and encodes 191 amino acids.